Mesocestoides corti is the source of this 2493-nucleotide messenger RNA. The record is from the annotation of a GenBank genome assembly. Lineage: Eukaryota; Metazoa; Platyhelminthes; Cestoda; Cyclophyllidea; Mesocestoididae.
AUGUGUGAUCGUAAGGGGCUCUCCCGGUUGGCACCCCAGGAAAUUGACCAACUCUUGGCUGAUUCUCCCGUCGCAUUUCGUAACUCCGAUGGUGUUGUCACGGUCAGAACGUCCCAGCUUCGGCCACCAAUCACUCUCACGUCGGAGGAUUUUGCUCUGCUUGAUGAGACUGAUACAUGUGAAAACACGCCGUCGGGUCCAGACAAGCCACGCACGUUAGGCGAGAGAAGAAGCAGUCUUUCGACCUUGGCUCACGGUCGGAACACCCAUAUUGGUCAUCCAAUUUUUGAGACUUGUACACCGCAAACUCCCGCGAUACCCCAGCGGCUCCCUGUUAUUUCUCCCCUCCUUGCUAGGAGCUCGCAACUCGUUGCCGGUGUUGUAACCUCCCUCCUCUCUCCUUGGUCGAGUCUAUCUAAUCCCUGCAACGAAAUGCCGGCACACAGCAUCGAAGACUGUGAAUCCGCUCAGGACUUACACUGCGAGGACAGCUUGAUAAGUGCGUUUGAAAAGAUCGCUGUUGCGGAAGAAAAGUCGGGACAAGAUGAAGUGUUCUUCUCGCCCAGCCGAGAGCGCGAUGAGGAAAAUGAAGGUGGUAGCAACUUGACCAUUCCCCCGCCACCGCCUCCGGUAGUCCACUUACGAAGCGCAAUGUUGGAGGAUACGCAGUGUGAGCCGAUCAGUGAGUCCUCGGAAUAUUCAGACGCUAUUAGCACACAGGUCUCUCCAGCGCCCUCGGUUCGUCUUAAAGAGAAUUUUUUAACACGUACCUUACUCACAUCUCCUGAGACAUCUGUUUGUGGAACCUCCAAUACAACUCCUGUGCCCUCUGUGAGGUCUCAGCAAAAUGUGACAACUGGUGUGCCAACUGAAGAGGUCGAUCAGCUAACGUCGGGGUCGAAGGAGGCGGAAACAUCGGCCACCUUUCAUCAGAGCAUCACCGACCAAGUACCUGAAACAUUCCACCUUAACUUACUAUCUUCGGGGUGCGUUUUGCGAUGUGAAGGGGGAAAAGGUGACGAGUUCGAAAAUAAAUUAGUUGUAUCUCAGGAAUUUGUUCAGGACAAAACUACAAAACGGCAGAAAGCCGUUGUUCAGUCUACGCACAACACAACCCCUUGCUAUUACAAUCAAAACCGCCUUGUGGUCACUCAACCGAAUAUCUCGGGCGACGUGGCAGGGGAAUAUGAACCAUCCAUCACCGCCGCCACAUUUAAGCAAGAGAGUUCCGUGGAACCAAACAAUAUACUCACUGACACUACUUCUGUUUCUCAUCUUCGUGCAGCCCUCUUGGCUCCUGGUGCUCAAACUCCUCAUGGCGCACCGAGAUCCCUCCGGACUUUGCAGUCAAAUCAUCCGUUGGCGAUGUGUAGGCUUGAUGAUGAUGAUCAAAAUGCUCGCAGACAAUCGGUUGCUAGAAGCAGGAAGUCUGAAUCGAUUAUCAGUGAGCAGGAACAGAGAUCUGAAGUUGAAAUUAUGCCUCAAGAAAAUGUACUUGCGUUUAAUGGGUCUCCUCCGGCGUUGGAGAAUUCCAAGUCUAAGGAAUCUCACAAACGAAGAAAAACAAUAACGUUGGAUCAGCCGUCUCCUCUUCUAAACAGUAUUCAGUCAACUACGCAUGCGCCCAUGGCUGUGGAAAGCGAAUCAACAAGAAGUAACAUUUACUCCAAUUCUGGUUGCCAAUCUGUGGACUGCAAUUCGUCUGGUGCUUCUCAACAUCCGCCACGUUUUAUCAAAGAAUGUAUUACUACGGGCAUUGAGUUUGAGCAUGACGAUAAGGAGAACGUUUCACCAUCGGCGUCAGCACACUUAACCAUAGAAUGCCGUGCCGCGCAGCGGUCACCGGUGAUCACUGUCACUUCUGAUCCUCAACCAGUACCGCGUCAACCGGGACGCAGAAACAGCGUUGAGACCGAGCUCGUAGUGGACCGGUAUGUGACAGCUGAAGAUGAAAAGGUGUUACUCCGCAAGGAAAUAGACGCGUUAAGAACAAAGGAGGAUAUUCUCAGAAUGGUUCUAGGGAAUUUCCGCGCGUCGUUUGAGGACGCUCUGGAUCAAAAUUGUCAGAUGCGUUUCGCGACGGCCAGUGCGAUGGCACAGGCCGGCGACGAACUCGGUGACGCCAAAAGGCAAGUCACCACCCUCCACGCUGCUGUCCUUGACUCUCAGAAACGAAAUGAUCGGAUGCGCGAAAUAAUUGGCAAGAAACAAGAGGCCCAGGAGGAAUUACUGAAACAUAUUGAAGCCCUCAAAACAAAAUAUGCUCGUCAGUCAGAAAAGGGGGAGACGUACCAAAAGUAUUGCCUGGGGAAGAUUCAAAAAGCUCUCGAACAUCUCGACUCAGUGAAAAGCCUAAUGGAGAAGGAAAUAAGCAAGCUGCGCGUUUGUGCCAAACAAUUGGAAAUGAAACAAAAGUCUCUCGAGGCUGAACUGAAGCAAAAGGCCCAGGAGAAUCAAGAACUUACUCGCAUUUGCGAUAGUUUAUUAACAUGA